Tetrahymena thermophila SB210 is the source of this 2979-nucleotide messenger RNA. Its product is annotated as transmembrane protein, putative. Lineage: Eukaryota; Ciliophora; Oligohymenophorea; Hymenostomatida; Tetrahymenidae. The transcript is spliced from 4 exons. The record is from RefSeq and is a predicted model, not a curated record.
AUGAAAAUAAGGGAAAUAUCGCUAAUUAGCUUAAAUUUUAGCAGUAAAAAUCUUGAAGAAGACUUCGGAAGGCAUUAUGCUUCAAUACUAAAGAUCUAGUUUCAUGUUUUUACUGCAGUAAGCUUAUUGAUAUUCUUCCUUGUACUAAUCUAGAAUUAAAUAUCUUAUCGGGGAGGAAUAUAUAUUUGUGUGUGCCUCUUUGCAUCUAUAAUUUUUACUCAAAUACUUCUGAAUUAUGUCUAAAAAAAUUAUUAUUAUCUUAUGAUGCCAAUUAACUCUUUGUUUAUUUCCUUAAUGCUUUUUAAAAUAUACUCAUAUGAUCAAAUAUAAAUGCAAGCAAAUUUCAUAAAGGAGUUUGCACUAAUUUCUUUACUUCUUGUGAAUACUCACAAGCUCUAUAUUAAUUUUCUCAAUUUAACUGCUAUUAAAAUUUCUGAGUGCUUGAUACUCAACAACAAAGACAGUAAUCAGGUUUUAUAUUCAGUGCAGUUCACAUGCUCCAUCAUAUUAAUCAUGGUUAUAAUGUACGCAAAACUUUAUUUUUUAAGACAUCUCUAUAUUGACAGUCAGGUUGGAAAAUGUUGGAGUGAUAUCGUAAACUAAAAUUUAAAUUAAAAGGUUUUUACUACUACUUACAACAAGUAAACAGGAAAAUUAGAACUCUACAAUUAUAAUUAAGCAUGCUUAAAAGAUAUAAAUAAAGACUCAACCACCUCUCAAUCUAAAUUCUAAGAAAUAUUUAAUAGAUAUUUAUAAAAUUUUAGAUUCAACAUUAGUGAUUGUCUUGUUUACAGGCCUCGAAGCGAAAUAGCAGAUAAGUGCUAAAUGAUAGACUUGAAAUAAUAUUUAGUUAAUCGCCAUAUUCAUCAAUUGAAUUAACAAAAUGACAAAUAAACAUCAUUUACGAAAUUAUCUGAAAAUAAUUCUACUAAUAAAAAUUCUGUCUAACUUAAAUAGAUCUAAAAUUAAGAUUUAUCUUUUCAGAAAAACAACAGCAGCACUAACAACAAUAACAACAACAAAAGCAGUUAAAACCAUGGAAAACAGGUUGAGUAAAUUUAGGCAUAAUUUUAUGAUAUGAAAUCAAAUACCAAUAAAACUUGUAGAAUUAAAAUAAUACAAAACUCCCUUUAUUCUUCAUCUCAGCUUUUAGUGAUUAUUGAAGAUGAGUCUUAUUUACAAGAUCUUAGUAGAUAUAAAUAAGAAAAAUAAACUAUUGAAAGAUUUCUCUUUUCGUUGAUGCAGAAUUUUUAAGAAAAAUUAAGGUACAUAAUUUGGGGUUUAGAAAAUAGUGAUUAAUAAAUCUCUAAAAUAGAAAGUUAUAUUCUGAUAAAUUAAGUUUAUUGUAUCUUUGAUUACUUUAUUAUUAAGUCUAAGAAGCUUAGAAACAAAUUCAAUCAACAAAUUUCUAAAAAAAUAUCUAAAAUUUUAAAUGUGGAAAACUUUACUUGGUAAAGCUUAAUGAAAGAGCUUGUAUCACUAUUUUGUGAUAUGACCAUUGUAAGUGAUAUAGACUUUGAAGCUGAAGAAAUAAGCCUUUUUUAAGAUCGUAGAAAACUUAAAUAAGUUCUUAUUGCUCUUCUUUCCUUGGCUUAAUGUCGAGCAGUUGAAACAUACGAGCUCAAAAUAUCCAGAAUAAAAAAGAAAGAGUGGAAUGCUAUUCUUCUAAUGGUUAUCUUUCAGACAAACGAUAAACCAAGCGAUUAUAAAAAGAAAUUUUAUGAAUUUCUAAAUGGAAAUUCUAUCAGCGCAUUAAAUGAAGUUGAAUAUGAAGUUCUUAAAGAAACUGUGAUGAUAAUAGGACCUUAUUAGAUCAAUGAAGAAAUUUCAGAUAAUGGAUUAGUUUAAAUUUCUUUUGCUUUUUUUGAGGAUUUAGAAGUAAUUUAUGAAUCAAUUUCGUCACAGGUUCGUAAAACAGAAAAUUAACCAAGAGAAGACGCAAUGAUUAGAAAUUUAAUGAGCCCAAAAAACUAAGAACUCUUAGCUGCUACUUAUGAUUAAUAUGUAAGUAAAAUAAAAGAAAGAUAAAGAAAAUCUAAAAAAAGAAUUGCAAUUAUGGAAGUUUCUUCCAAAUCAAAGAAUAACUGUGAUGAAAUUAGUAGCUCUAGUGAAGAUGAAAUAUCUCAAGAUAUGGAAAUUAAGAGCAUUGAUGAUAAGUUUUUUUGUUUAACUUCUUUAUCUGAAAACCAUGAAAAAGUUUAAGCCAUACCUGAUGUAUAAUCGUUCAAGAAAAUGAACAAAUUUAAAAAAACAUAAUCUAACUUAUAGCUCACAACUAUUGAACAAUAACUAGCUCUAAAUUCCCCUACACUUCCAACAGAAGAGUAAAUUAUGAAAUAACCAAAUACAAAGACAGAUUUUAAAUACAACUAGAAACGUUCAAGUACUUUGUUAAUCAAUGCUAAAUUUAGUUAGAAUUAUUAACUAAAUAAUGGAUUUAAAAGUUUCUUAAAAAACUCUAAAAUUUCAUAGUAUUUUAAUCAUGGAAAUUAAAAUAAAUCUAAAAUUGAUUAAGAGAAUAUAGAUUUAACUCUAAAAAUGUAAUCUUCUAUUUACAAUCAACAUAUUUCUUAAUAUAGUAGCAAAGUUCCAUAUCACCAAAACUUUGGAUAAAAAUCGCCUAUAAAAUAAUCCUCUAUUAAUUAAUAAAUCCAGAUAGGAAAUUCUAUUAAUAUUGAUAGGACUAGUUUAAAUUUAUGUAGACAACUAACAGAAAACAAAAUAGAAUCUUUUUCACCUAGAAUGUAACAUUUUUCCAGCUUCAAACAGUAAGGAACUCGAAAUUCAAUCAAUUCUUAAAGAUUGUCCAAAUUCAAAACCUAAGAAAUAAAUGGAAAUUACUACCCUAAGGACAAUUCUAUUGAUUUUAAAAAACAAUCAAUUAAUUCCUUGCUUAAAGAAUUCAAUAAAAACUUUGAAUAAUAAUCACAUAAUUAAGAUAAAUGUGAUAACUUUAGUCUUUAUCUACAGAAAAAUUGA